Messenger RNA from Acinonyx jubatus (cheetah), 9865 nucleotides. RefSeq names its product ankyrin repeat domain containing 11 (gene ANKRD11). Gene Ontology annotation, cellular component: nucleus. The transcript has 13 exons. Bases 1035 to 9584 code for a protein of 2849 amino acids. NCBI's taxonomy places the organism in Eukaryota, Metazoa, Chordata, Mammalia, Carnivora, Felidae. Gene Ontology annotation, molecular function: protein binding. The record is from RefSeq and is a predicted model, not a curated record. Gene Ontology annotation, biological process: anatomical structure morphogenesis.
CCAGGCACCAGGUGUUCAGGAACCUGCUGCGCCCUUCACUAUAUGUCUGCCCUUUCCAAGGUAAGGGAACAGCGAAGCAUCUUGGGUUCUUACUUUGUGUAUCAGUGGAAUAAAACUUCUGUUUUUAAAACAUCUUGUUACGUAUAACACUUGUGAUUAGUGGGUCUGGUUCUGAGUUUAUUGUCGUAGCUGGAAAAGAAAGCUUUCAGAAGCAGCACACAGAGCUUGUACUGAGGCAAAGCUCAUCACGGGUGAUAAUUUGACAUUUUUCACAGAAUUCUUGUUAACCCUGAUUGGAUCUUUUAAGCAAAACAGCCUGGCUGAUGAGAAGUUAGUCUGGGAUGAUGGCUCCCGUGUCUUCGGCCCUUAUGGGGACAUCUGGGGGCCAGGGGGUGGUGGCACAGGGACAAGGGUCCCCUCCCCCUUCCCCUCCUGAGACCCGCGACUGUCUGUGUGGGAAGAUUUGGCAACGUCUCGACCUUUUCCGAUGUUUUUUUGGGUAAAAACACCUGUUGUUCCAGUAGUUCCUUAGAUCCUCACGCGUGUCCGGCACGUCACCAUGAGCCCCUCCUUGGGCUUGGAGGGUCCGCCCCUGCCCCCCUCCGCCUCUGGGGACUCUUUUCUUUUGCUGGGGGGGGGGGGGGACUCUUUUUCAGCACAGGACAUUGCAGAGCAGCACGGCAUCCUCCGCACACUUUGAUGAUCCAGCGUCCACAGGGAACCGCGUCUGGUGGCCGCAGCCUCGCCAGGGCCCAUCUGGGAGGAGCAGGGGACCGCUCGGCACACCUUGACAUCUCCUGGCCUCGUGAGGGUCCCCACGUUUUGCCAGCCGUGGGGUUGCCGGUGCAGGUGACUGGCCAGCUUCACACGGCGCUGCUCCCUGAGAUUGUACUUGGGGAGAAUAUUGAUGGUCUCGGAGCAUCCUUUCUCAAAUCGAGAGUGAGGAGGAAGAGGAGGCUUUUCGAGUUGCAGGACGGUUGAUGACGAAGCGAUGAUGGCGGUAUAAAUGAAGAUCGGGUGAGGGGAGAAGAACGAUGCCCAAGGGCGGGUGUUCUAGAACACCACAGCACGAAGACUUUUCCCUCAGCAACGACAUGGUGGAGAAACAAACGGGGAAAAAGGAUAAAGAUAAAGUUUCUCUGACCAAGACCCCAAAGCUGGACCGCAGCGAUGGAGGGAAGGAGGUGAGGGAGCGAGCAACCAAGCGGAAGCUGCCCUUCACUGUGGGGGCCAAUGGAGAGCAGAAGGACUCGGACACAGAGAAGCAGGGUCCUGAGCGCAAGAGGAUUAAGAAGGAGCCCGUCACCCGGAAGGCCGGGCUGCUGUUUGGCAUGGGGCUGUCUGGGAUCCGAGCCGGCUACCCCCUCUCCGAGCGCCAGCAGGUGGCUCUCCUCAUGCAGAUGACUGCCGAGGAGUCCGCCAACAGCCCAGUAGACACGACACCAAAGCACCCCUCCCAGUCGACAGUGUGUCAGAAGGGGACGCCGAACUCCGCCUCGAAAACCAAAGACAAAGUGAACAAGCGGAACGAGCGCGGAGAGACCCGCCUGCACCGCGCGGCCAUCCGCGGGGACGCCCGGCGCAUCAAGGAGCUCAUCGGCGAGGGCGCGGACGUCAACGUCAAGGACUUUGCAGGCUGGACAGCGCUGCACGAGGCGUGUAACCGGGGCUACUACGACGUCGCCAAGCAGCUGCUGGCCGCGGGGGCAGAGGUGAACACCAAGGGCCUAGACGACGACACCCCCCUGCACGACGCCGCGAACAACGGGCACUACAAGGUGGUGAAGCUGUUGUUGCGGUAUGGCGGGAACCCUCAGCAAAGCAACAGAAAAGGCGAGACGCCGCUGAAGGUGGCCAACUCCCCGACCAUGGUGAAUCUCCUGUUGGGCAAGGGGACCUACACGUCCAGCGAGGAGAGCUCGACCGCAGAGAGCUCAGAGGAGGAAGACGCCCCAUCGUUCGCACCUUCUAGUUCAGUUGACGGCAAUAACACAGACUCUGAAUUUGAAAAAGGCCUGAAGCACAAGGCUAAGAAUCCAGAGCCCCAGAAAACUGUGACCCCCGUCAAGGAUGAGUACGAGUUUGACGAGGACGACGAGCAGGACAGAGUCCCUCCGGUGGACGACAAACACUUACUGAAAAAGGAUUACAGAAAAGAAACUAAAUCAAAUAGUUUUAUUUCUAUACCCAAAAUGGAAGUGAAAAGUUACACUAAAAAUAACACGAUUGCACCAAAGAAGGCGGCUCAUCGCAUCCUGUCAGACACGUCAGACGAGGAGGACGUUGGUGUCACUGUGGGGACAGGAGAGAAGCUGAGGCUCUCGGCACACACGAUACUGCCCGGCAACAAAACGCGGGAACCUUCCAAUUCCAAGCAGCAGAAAGAGAAAAAUAAAGUGAAAAAGAAGCGAAAGAAGGAGACAAAAGGCAAGGAAGUGCGGUUUGGCAAAAGGAAUGACAAGUUCUGCUCCUCCGAGUCGGAGAGCGAGUCCUCGGAGAGCGGGGAGGACGACGGGGACUCGGUGGGGAGCUCUGGCUGCCUCAAGGAGUCCCCGCUGGUGCUGAAGGACCCGUCCCUGUUCGGCUCUCUGUCCGCCUCCUCCACCUCGUCUCACGGGAGCUCUGCCGCCCAGAAGCAUAACCCCGGCCACGCGGACCAGCACGCCAGGCCCUGGCGGACGGACAGUUGGAAAAGCAUCUCUUCUCCCGCCUGGUCAGAGGCCAGCUCUUUAUCAGACUCCACAAGGACGAGACUGACGAGCGAGUCUGACUGCCCCUCCGAGGGCUCCAGCGUGGAGUCGCUGAAGCCCAUGAGGAAGAAGCAGGAGCACAGGAAGCGGGGCGGCCUGCAGAGCACGCUGUCGGAGAAGAAGAACUCUUUCCACGCCAGCGUGGACGGCGCCAUUCCCAAGCUGGACAAGGAGGGCAAGGUCGUCAAGAAACACAAAACAAAACACAAACACAGAAACAAGGAGAAAGGGCUGUGCUCCGUCGGUCAGGAGCUCAAGUUGAAAAGUUUCACUUACGAGUAUGAGGACUCCAAGCAGCGGCCGGAGAAGGCCAUACUUCUGGACGGCGACGUUCCCAGUGAGGGCAAGCUGAAGGCCUUGAAGCACGACCGGGACCACUUCAGGAAGGAAGAGCGGCUCGGCAAGGUGAAGUCGGAAGACAGGGAAUGGCUCUUCAAAGAGGAGGUGGUCAAGGUUUCCAAAGACGAGAAGGCCCUGAAGAGACUCAAAGAUGUGAGCAGGUCUUUCCGAGAAGAGAAAGACCGUGGGAGUAAAGCAGAAAAAGAGAAACUGGUGAAGGAAAAGUCUCCCAAAGAGGAACGACUGAGGCUCUACAAAGAGGAAAGAAAGAAAAAGUCCAAAGACAGGCCCGCCAAGCUAGAGAAGAAGAAUGAUUGUAAGGAGGACAGGAUUCCAAAGGAGAAGGAGAAGGCUUUCAAAGAAGAAAAAGACAAACUGAAAAAAGAAAAAGUCUACAGGGAAGACUCUUCCGCUUUCGAUGAAUAUUGUAACAAGAGUCAGUUUCUGGAGAACGAAGACACCAAAUUCAGCCUUUCUGACGACCAGCAGGAUCGGUGGUUCUCGGACUUGUCCGAUUCGUCCUUUGAUUUCAAAGGGGACGACAGUUGGGAUUCUCCAGUGACAGACUACAGGGAUGUUAAAAGUGACCCCGUGGCCAGACUGAUCCUGGAGACCGUGAAGGAGGACAGCAAGGAAAAGAAGCGGGAGAGCAAGGGCCGUGAGAAGAGGGACUACGGGGACAGGCGCAGCGACAGGGACGCCUUCUUCCGGAAGAAGGACAGAGACUGUCUGGACAAGAGCUCCGAGAGGAGGAAGGAGCAGGCAGACAAGCAUAAGGGCAUCCCCGGCUGCCUUCCCGACAAGGACAAAAAGCGGAGGGAGUCCGCCGAGGGCGGGCGGGACAGGAAGGACGCCCUCGAGGCCGCCAAGGAGCGGAAGGAUGGCAGGCCCAAGCCCGAGGAGGCCCACCGGGAGGAGCCGAAGGAGCUGGCUGGCGAGGCCGGCUUCAAGGACAGGCCCGACUGUGACUUUGGGAAGGGCCCCGAGCCCUGGGAGAGGCUCCAUGCAGCAAGAGACAAGGAGAAGAAGGAAAGGGGGAAAUUAGAGAAAUACAAAGAUAAGUCCGGUGACAGAGAUAAAAGCGAAAAGUCUGUCCUCGAGAAAUGUCAGAAGGACAAGGAGUUUGAUAAAUGCUUUAAAGAGAAGAAGGAUCCCAAGGAGAAGCAUAAGGACAAGGAGAGAAAGGCGUCUCUUGACCAGGCGAAAGAAAAGAGGGAGAAGAAUUUCCCUGGACUUCUCUCCGAGGACUUCCCUGAAAAGAAAGACGAGAAGAAGGGUAAAGAGAAGAGCUGGUACAUCGCCGACAUAUUCACAGACGAAAGCGAGGACGAGAAGGACGAGUUCGCGGCCAGCGGGCUCCGACUCGGGGACGCCGGGGACGCGCCGCGGGCGGACGGCCCCCAGGACACCGACCGGCACCGGAAGCACUCUGCCGACCGGCAGCACUCGGAGAAGCAGAAAGAUCGAGAGCUCCGAGAAAAGAAAAAGGAGAAGGGAGCCGCGGAAGGGGCGAAAGACAAGAAAGAAAAGGUCCUGGAGAAGCACAAGGACAAGAAGGACAAAGAGGGUGCGGACAAGUACAAGGACAGGAAGGACCGCACCUCGGCCGACCCCACCCAGGAAAAGAAGAACAAGCAGAAGCCUCCCGAGAAGCUGGAGCGGAAGCCCUCCGCAGAGGACAAGGCCAGGAGCAGGCACCGCGAGAGGCCGGACCGGGAGCACUGCCGGGACAGGAAGGUGUCGAGGAGCUCCGAGGCGGAGAAGAGCCUGCUGGAGAGGCUGGAGGAGGAGGCCCUGCACGCGUACCGGGAGGACUCCAACGACAAGGCCAGCGAGGUGUCCUCGGACAGCUUCACCGACCGCGGGCAGGAGCCCGGCCUGAGCGCCCUCCUAGAGGUGUCCUUCACGGAGCCCCCGGAGGAGAAGGUCAAGGAGAGAGAAAGGCACAGACACUCUUCGUCCUCGUCCAAGAAAAGCCACGAUCGGGAGAGAGUCCGGAAAGACAAGUGUGAGAAGAGAGACAAGAGCGACGAUUACAAGGACACGGGCAGCAGGAAGGACCCCGGCCAGUACGACAAGGACUUCUCGGACGCCGACGCUUACGGGAUCCCUUACGGCGCCAAAGCGGACGUAGAGGACGAGCUAGACAAAACCAUCGAGUUGUUCGCCGCUGAAAAGAAAGAUAAAAAUGAUUCCGAGAGAGAGCCUUCCAAGAAAGCGGACAAGGAGCUGAAGCCUUAUGGCUGUGGCGCCGCCGGUGCCCUCAAGGACAAGAGGCGGCGGGAGAGGCACCGCGAGAGGUGGCGGGACGAGCGGGAGAAGCACAGGGACAGGCACAGCGACGGGCCCCCGCGGCACCACAAGGACGAGCAGAAGCCCGCAGCCAGAGACAAGGACAACCCUCCAAACGCACUCAGAGACAAGUCCCGGGACGAGAGCCUGAAGCUCAGCGAGACCAAACCGAAGGAGAAGUUCAAGGAAAACCCGGAGAAGGAAAAGGGUGACUCGGUGAAGGUCGGCAACGGCAACGAGAAGCCGCCGGCAGCCAGAGACCAGGGCAAGAGAGAUGCCCGGCCCAGAGAGAAGCUUCUGGGCGACGGCGACCUGAUGAUGACCAGCUUCGAGCGCAUGCUGUCCCAGAAGGACCUGGAGGUCGAGGAGCGGCACAAGCGGCACAAGGAGAGGAUGAAGCAGAUGGAGAAGAUGAGGCACCGGUCCGGAGACCCGAAGCUCAAGGACAGGGCGAAGCCCGCUGAGGACGCGCGCAAGAAGGGCCUGGACGUGCCCGCACGGAGGCCGCUGGUGCCGGACCCCGCCCCGAAGGACAAGAGGCCCAAGGAGCCCGCUCUGGCCCCGCCGGCCGCCGACGGCAAGCCCCCCCUGGGGCCGGCCGGGGACGCCAGGGACUGGCUGGCCGGGCCGCACGCGAAAGAGGCGCUGCCCGCCUCCCCGAGGCCGGACCAGGGCCGGCCCACCGGGGUCCCCACGCCCGCGUCCGUGGUGUCGUGCCCCAGCUACGAGGAGGCCAUGCACACGCCCAGGACCCCGUCCUGCAGCGCGGACGACUACUCCGACCUCAUUUUCGACUGCGCUGACCCCCAGCCCGUCUCCAGCACGUCCGCCAGCGCCUGCUCCCCCUCUUUUUUCGACAGGUUCUCUGUGGCAGCGAGUGGGAUUUCGGAAACCGCGAGCCAGACGCCUACGAGGCCGCUGUGCACGAGCCUGUACCGUUCGGUGUCUGUCGAUAUCCGGAGGACCCCCGAGGAAGAAUUCAGCACUGGGGACAAGCUGUUCAGACAGCAGAGCGUCCCCACCGCGUCCACUUAUGGCUCGCCAGGGCAGCGCCUGGAGGACAAGGCCCCUGUGCCCCCAGGUCCUGCCGAGAAGUUCGCCUGCUUGUCCCCGGGGUACUACUCCCCGGACUAUGGCAUCCCCUCCCCCAAAGCGGACGCUCUGCACUGCCCGCCUGCGGCUGUGGUCAAUGUCACCCCCUCCCCAGAGGGUGCUUUCUCUGGUUUACAAGCGAAGUCCCCCGCUUCGCACAGAGAUGAGCUGUUGGCCCCGUCCAUGGAGGGGGCCCUUCCGCCUGACUUGGGCAUCCCCCUGGAUGCCACGGAGGACCAGCAGGCCACUGCCGCCAUCAUCCCCCCGGAGCCCAGCUACCUGGAGCCGCUGGACGAGGGCCCCUUCAGCACGGUCAUCACAGAGGACCCCGUCGAGUGGGCGCACCCAGCUGCCUCGGAGCAGGCCCUGUCCUGCAGCCUGAUGGGGGGCGCCCCCGAGAACCCCGUCAGCUGGCCUGUGGGGCCGGACCUCCUGCUUAAGUCCCCACAGCGCCUCCCAGAGUCCCCGCAGCAUUUCUGCCCCACUGAGGCCCUCCACCCCGCUGCCCCGGGGCCGUUCGGCGCCCCAGAGCCCCCUUACCCAGGCUCCCCUGACUCAUACCCUCUGUCGGCCACCGAGCCUGGACUUGAGGGCGCCAAAGGCGACGUGGUGGACACAGUCCCGGCCGCUGUGCCCGCCCCAGAAGAACCAGCCCCCUUUGCCCCUCCUUCCAGGCUGGAGCCCUUUUUCACCAACUGCAAACCGCUCCCUGACGCGCCCCCCGACGCGGCCCCGGAGCCUGCGUGUUUGGCCACCGUGACUCAGGUGGAGGCUCUGGCGCCCAUGGAGAGUAACUUCCUGGAAAAUGGGCACGACCUGUCGGCCCUCGGCCAGGUGGAAGCGGUGCCCUGGCCUGAUGGCUUCCCCAACUCCGAGGACGACUUAGACCUGGGGCCCUUCUCUCUGCCAGAGCUUCCUCUUCAAGCUAAAGACGUUUCUGAUGUCGAAACGGAACCAGUAGAAGAGACUCCCCUUGGCCCUCCGGAAAACACCCCCGCGGGGCCCCCCGUAGUCCCGAAUGGCGGGGAUGUCCCUGCAGCGGCUGCCGAGGAACAGCCCGCACUGCCUCCCGACCAGGCGGCUCCCCGGCUCCCCGCCGAGCCCGAGCCGGAGCCCCCCGAGGAGCCCAAGCCGGAUGUGAUGUUGGAGACCACGGUAGAGGCAGGGGUCACGUCAGAGGGGAGGGUCCCCCCCGAGGACUCGGACUCCAGCCUGGGGCCCGCACCGCCAGCCCCGGAGCGGCAUCCAGCGGGGAGCGGAGACGAGGAGGCCGAGGGCCGGGACCCCCCGGCCGCGUGCCACGGCACCCCCGACGCCGCUGUCGUUGCCGCCGCCGCCGCCGCCGCCGCGGAUGGCUCGGCACAGGCACACGUGGAGGACGGGGCCGGCCCGCUCGACGGGGCCGGCCCCGAGGGACCCGUGGGCGGCAUCCAGCCCGAAGCUUCAGAACCAGAACCCAAACCCGCGGUCGAAGCCCCGAAGGCGCCCAAGGUGGAGGAGAUCCCCCAGCGCAUGACGAGGAACCGGGCUCAGAUGCUGGCCAACCAGAGCAAGCAGAGCUCGCCGCCCGCCGACAAGGAGCCCGCCCCCGCCCCGCCCCCCCGCGCCAAGGGCCGCUGCUGCGAGGAGGACGACCCCCAGGCCCAGCACCCGCGCAAGCGCCGCUUCCAGCGCUCCGGCCAGCAGCUGCAGCAGCAGAUGAACACGUCCACGCAGCAGACGCGGGAGGUGAUCCAGCAGACGCUGGCCGCCAUCGUGGACGCCAUCAAGCUGGAUGACAUCGAGCCAUACCACAGCGACAGGUCCAACCCCUACUUCGAGUACUUGCAGAUCAGGAAGAAGAUCGAGGAGAAGCGGAAGAUUCUCUGCUACAUCACGCCGCAGGCGCCCCAGUGCUACGCCGAGUACGUCACCUACACGGGCUCCUACCUCCUGGACGGCAAGCCGCUCAGCAAGCUGCACAUCCCCGUGAUCGCGCCCCCUCCCUCCCUGGCGGAGCCCCUGAAAGAGCUGUUCAAGCAGCAGGAGGCCGUGAGGGGGAAGCUGCGGCUGCAGCACAGCAUCGAGCGGGAAAAGCUCAUAGUCUCCUGCGAGCAGGAGAUCCUGCGGGUUCACUGCCGGGCAGCGAGAACCAUCGCGAACCAGGCGGUGCCGUUCAGCGCCUGCACCAUGCUGCUGGACUCCGAGGUCUACAACAUGCCUCUGGAGAGUCAGCGUCCGCGCCUCUCCCCUCAGGGCGACGAGAACAAGUCCGUGCGCGACCGGUUCAAUGCGCGCCAGUUCAUCUCGUGGCUCCAGGACGUGGACGACAAGUACGACCGCAUGAAGGUGUGCGGGGAGCAGCUCCUGUCACCAGCUGGCGGUCAGACCUCUGUGGGACCCCACCUUGAGCCCUCCUCAAAGGUCACAGCACACACCCAUCACCACUGCUCUGGACGUGCUGACCAGUGCAGCAGCCAGAGAGCAUGGGUGGGAGCUAGAGAAAGAUUAGCAAACGUGUCUCCUGAUGCGGCAGCAGCACGAGGCCGCGGCCCUGAACGCCGUGCAGCGGAUGGAGUGGCAGCUGAAGGCCCAGGAGCUGGACCCCGCCGGGCACAAGGCGCUGUGUGUGCACGAGGUGCCCUCCUUCUACGUGCCCAUGGUCGACGUCAACGACGACUUCGUGCUUCUGCCGGCCUGACGCCCCGCGGGACGGCCACACGGGACACAGGCGAGGGCCGCACGCGUCUGCCCGGCGCCGCUGCCGAGUCCAGGCAGUGCAGGGAGACCUUGUCCCUCGGGCGGGGACGUCCAGGGAGAGACCCCGCACUUGGCCCCUCCCCCCGGGAGCUGCCGCGGGAGCACGAGGAGACGGCGGCCUCGGGGUCUGCUUUCCAGGCGGCUGCACGGGCAUUUCAGGAGCUGCAGAACGGACGUAUUUUUUACAAUUUCCUGUUCCAUUCUGAUCAACUAAAAGAAAGAAAAUUAAGGCGGCCACCCCUCACGGACAGUGACCUCCGGGUCGGAGGGCGGGGACGGGCUUCGGGCGGGCUGGGAUUCUGUGGCCGCGCGCAGGGCCGCCCGCCCGCUGCGGAGGGACACAGAGCCGGGACUCUCGGGUUGUGUUUUUAAUGGAGUCAAAUCCACGUGGUUUGUAUAUUUUUUCCUUUAAUCUUGGGCAUUUUGUUUCUCUUUCUGAGAACAUAACUUGAAACACUACAGAGCCAAUAAUCAUAUAAAAAGUGUACCCGUAAACGCUGUACAGUUUUAUACACAUUCACAAUGUACUUUUGCUGCCUUCUAGAUAAUUUAUUUUGCAACACAUUACUGCACAGUUGUAAAUAACUUAUGUACUGUAACAUCACUUCAGUUAUGUGUAAAGAAAUAAAUAAAUUAAUUAAAUGCUCUUUGUA